AUGAGAAAUGUAACGCUCUCCUUCGACCCCGUCAAAAUCAGCGCUCUCCUCUCCCUCUGCGGCCAACAGAAAUACCUCACUCUCGGCUCGUCCAUCCAUGCCUCCAUCUUCAAGCUCUCACCUCUCCUCGACCCCCAAAACCUCACUCUUCUAUCCAACUCUCUCAUCUCAAUGUACUCCAAAUGCAACAAACUACCCGAAGCGACUGUUGUUUUCAACCAGAGAGCAUCAACAGACACCAUCACUUGGAACUCCAUCAUCAUGGGUCAUCUCAUUAAUAACGAGCCCGGUGCAGGUUUUGGGUAUCUCCAGCGAAUGCGCAGGUCCGGUUUCGAGCUUGAUCCUGCAACUCUGACCACUGUUCUGUCAGUUUGCGCGAAGCCCGAGAUGCGAUAUGCUUGUGAAAUGAUGCAUUGCUUGAUAGUUUCAAGUGGGUUUGAGCAGAUUGUUCCUGUUGGCAACGCGCUGGUGAGUUCGUACUUUAAAUGCGGGUGUGCGAGCUGUGCAUAUAAGGUGUUUGGUGAAAUGCGUGAGAGAAAUGUGGUCACCUGGACUGCUAUGGUAUCUGGCUUGGCACACUGUGAGUUUUUUGAGGAGGGUCUGAUUUUGUUUAGAGAAAUGAGGAGGGAGGACCAAGAGGCCAACUCAUUGACUUAUUCGAGUUCUCUUUUGGCUUGUUCGGGCCUCCGAGCUCUUCGAGAAGGGAAACAAAUUCAUGGGCUUGUUUUGAAGUCUGGAUUCGAGUUGGAUUUGUGUGUCAAGAGUGCUUUGAUGGACUUGUACUCAAAGUGUGGUGUGAUGGAAGAUGCUUGUAUGAUGUUUCGUUCUUGCGAGCAACUCGAUGAGGUAGCCCUAACGGUGAUGCUCGUUGGUCUCGCACAAAAUGGAUUUGAGGAAAAUGCUUUGAAAUUAUUCGUUGAGAUGGUAGGAAAAAGUAUAGAAAUUGAUGCAAAUAUGGUAUCGGCAGUUCUUGGAGCAUUUGAUGUUUACGCUCCUUUUGCACUCGGGAAGCAAAUCCACUCGUCAGUAAUCAAGAAAGGGUUAGGGAAUAAUGUCUUUGUGUGCAAUGGGCUCAUCAACAUGUACUCUAAAUGCGGAGAAUUGAGGGAUUCUAUCAAAAUAUUUGAUUCUAUGGUACAGAGGAAUGCAGUGUCAUGGAACUCUAUGAUUGCAGCAUUUGCUCGCCAUGGCUAUGGAUCAACGGCCCUUCAACUAUACGAGAAUAUGAAAUUGGAAGGUAUCGAGCCUACUGAUGUCACAUACAUUUCGUUACUCCACGCAUGUAGCCAUGUGGGUUCGGUCAACAAGGGCAUGGAGUUUUUGGAUUUGAUGUUAAAGGUUCAUCAUAUUGAGCCAAGAAUAGAGCAUUAUUCCUGUGUGGUCGAUAUGCUAGGGCGAGCUGGUCUUCUGAAAGAAGCACAAAAUUUUAUCGAGGGUUUAAUGAUAAACCCAAAGGCUCUCCUUUGGCAGGCAUUACUUGGGGCAUGUGGGAUUUAUGGUGCUUUGGAUAUUGGAAAGUAUGCGGCAGAGAGAUUGUUGCUUGAGGAAAGGGAUAGUUCAUCGGCUCAUGUGCUUUUAGCGAAUAUAUAUUCAUCAGAGGGAAAGUGGGAAGAGAGGGCGAGGAUUGCAAUGAAGAUGAAGGAAAUGGGGGUGAAGAAGGAUACGGGGUUGAGCUGGAUCGAAGUUGGAAUGGAGACUCAUAGUUUUGUUGUUGAAGAUAAGGCACAUAGUCAAAGUGAGGCUAUUUAUGAAGUGUUGCAUAAGUUAAUUUCAAUCAUCGGAGAGGAGGAUCAUUUGCAUGACUUGGAUCUAUAGGGUAAGAGGGCUCGUGCUUCAAAGGUGUCAAUACCAACACGCGAACUGAACUUCGAAAAGGAAUAUGCAGCUGCAACAAAAAUCAUGGCAACUCUGUUGAUGUUCGAGCUAGUUUUAAAGCUUCUGGGGAAAAAAGAGAAUUUUGCCGGACUUCUGAAAUUUCUCUGUUUCCUGUAAGUUGUGCUUUGAAAAAAAACUGAGAAUAGAGUAGGAGGUACAACAGGAAUUCAAGUAGACACAGAAACCUAUACAGGGUUUAUAAGUUGCAAGUAAAUAUGAUCCUAAUUUUUAAAUAGAAGGCUUGGUGACCUUCUGCAGAAACAGAAAGAAAGAGGUGGGAUUAGAUAUAUCAUCAGGAAGCUAGCCACCACGAGAUAUAGCAAGAUUGUUAAAGUUCCAAAAAACUUUCAAAAAGAGGCAGGAACUCCUGCUGGUUUGUUUCAUGACCGAAAUAUAUUUGAUAGUCUUGCUCGGGAAAUAGUUAUCAUAAAGGGGUACUCCUAUGGUCGUUACCUGUGGGUGAUGAAUUUUGUGAAGUGUAAAUAGACAUUGGCAAUUGUGAUUCAAAAUCGACAUACAAGUAAAUAUGAUCCAAAUCUUAAAGAGAAUGUUGGUGUCUUUCUGCAAAGAAUGUGUGCUUAGAUAUAGCGGGCCACACACAGGUUUUUUGGAGUGUAAGAGGGAGUAGUUCUGUUGGUUAUGGCCUCCAUAAAGUAUAUCAAGCUUGCUAAAGCUUCAAAUAAGUUUCAAAUAAAGAAGCAGGACUAAUGUGUCAGCGUUAGAUAAUUUUUGGUGGAUCAUUAAUGCAUUUGAUCAGGAGCACUUGAUACUUUCUCAUGUUUUGUGAACUCAAAUAUGAACACAGGCAUUUGGUAAUUACAUCAUGGGACACUGAAUUCUAUGUAUGAAUUUGUGUGUUUUGAAAAACCAAGAUCUGGAAAGGAGUCUCUUGUGACUUCUCAAUAUUGAAAAACCAUACAAGUUGCAGAUACUUGGGAACUGAUCUGGAAACAAAAUCGAAGUUUUCUUUGCAACCAAGAUGCAGCUCAAUUAAUGGUUAAGGAAGAAGUUAUAUUACCAUAUUGGAGACACAUUUUGAGAUGGAAACAGCUGCUUUGGCUCUCACCCUGAGGUUAACAUGGUUAACACAAGAUUGAAGCUUUUUCAGCAAUGGAAGUGGAGUUGUGAACUGAG
This is a messenger RNA of Asparagus officinalis (garden asparagus), 3009 nucleotides long. Its product is annotated as pentatricopeptide repeat-containing protein At3g05340. Bases 1 to 1815 code for a protein of 604 amino acids. NCBI's taxonomy places the organism in Eukaryota, Viridiplantae, Streptophyta, Magnoliopsida, Asparagales, Asparagaceae. The record is from RefSeq and is a predicted model, not a curated record. The transcript has 2 exons. Gene Ontology annotation, biological process: RNA modification. Gene Ontology annotation, molecular function: RNA binding; protein binding.